This is a messenger RNA of Haplochromis burtoni (Burton's mouthbrooder), 4695 nucleotides long. RefSeq names its product transmembrane protein 170B (gene tmem170b). NCBI's taxonomy places the organism in Eukaryota, Metazoa, Chordata, Actinopteri, Cichliformes, Cichlidae. Gene Ontology annotation, cellular component: plasma membrane. The record is from RefSeq and is a predicted model, not a curated record. The transcript has 2 exons. Gene Ontology annotation, biological process: negative regulation of canonical Wnt signaling pathway. The coding region runs from base 588 to 1064 and encodes 158 amino acids.
CUGGCAAAUACUGUAUAACGUAAAAUUAAAAUUAAAAUAAAAACAUUAAAUCUUUCCACAGCGUCUAAAAUGAUAGUUUUUAUUUAGCUUUUGUCAAAAUAUUGCUGUUGUUAUUAUUAGUAUUUUAUUAAUAUCCUAAUAUUAGGCACAAUGCGUCGUAAUUACGUUACAGCGUCCCCCUCGUAGCCGUCCCGAGCCGCCAUGGCCACUACGCACGCUUUCUGCGCACACGCCACCGUGCUGCCCUUUGUUCCUCAUUCAUAAAGCGGCUUCACGAGCACGGGGAUGUGUCACCGUGAACCCCUCGCACGGAAAGGACCGCUGGCCCUUUAAGGGUUAUGUAGCAGGGCUAGCUGAUGUAGGACGAGCCGACCGUGCGUUUCUCUGCUCGAGCUCCCGCUGCCAUCCUCGUCAUGGCCUCCGUACACCCGCCACCGACACCACCACCGAGGAUGAACCGACCAGCCAUCGACCCUUCCCUUCCCGGAGCGGAGACGGACGUCAAGCCGAAGCAGAGGCACCGGUAGAGGCGAGCCGCGCCGGGGAGAGCCGCCUCACAUCCAAAUGCCACCCCGGUUUCCUCAUCCAUGCCUUCGUUUAAAGCCAAGUACAGCUAUACGAUAAAGAGGGGUGCGAACCCGGGCGGCGGCGGCGGAAACAUGACAACGGACAAGGAUUAUUCUCUUAAUCUGUCGGUGCAGCAAGUGCUGAGCCUUUGGGUGCAAGGCUCGGCGCUGCACCACUUCACAGAGAUGUGGUACUGGGUCUUCCUGUGGUGUCUCUUCUCCUCGCUCUUCGUCCACGGGGCGGUGGGGCUGCUCAUGUUAGUCAUGCUGCAGCGCCACAAGCGGGGACGCCUCAUCACCCUGGUGCUGGUCAGCGUGGGUUUCCUGGCCUCGCUCUCCGGAGGCGUCAUCACUAGUAAGCCCAUUUACUUCCCCUUUUGUUUUCUUGCUGACGGGUUAUUUUUAGAGCAACCUCAGAGUGCGGCGUUCAGCACCCAGAAGAAGACGAGAGGUGACAGGAAGGCAGAGCGAGCGCUGGGUGAGGUGACCGUGUGUUAACUCGUGUCAACUAGAAGAAAACAGAAGCUGACAGAGAGACAUGGAGGAGAAAGAUUUUUGGACUAAUCUGCUUCUGUGUUUACCUGCCUGUUUGUUUAUGUGGCCCAGGAAACUUCAACGUGUCGGCACGAUAAGGGUUCAUUUAAUUUAACAACAUUUUUGUGAUUGGCUGGACUGUUGUCGCUGGUAGGAAGAGUUUGCACCCAAAAAAUACCAACCACACACACACACACAAAUGACCUAAACACUAACUUUGAAGAUAUUCCAAACAACAACAACAACAAGAACAUUUAAAGGUACAUUUUGUAAAAUCCCUAUUCAGAUUUUUUUUUAAAUUCACACCACUGAGUGUUAGAUUCGUCUAUGCACUGUAACAAAGACCUCUAACUAAUCCUCACCUGACUAUUACAACGUUUUAUGUUAAGAAAUCAAGGAUAUACUGUCCACUUUCACUCUGUCUCUUAAGCAGUCAGUGGUCCAACCAACCAUCCCAGUGAUGUAAUGUUCUGUACGGGCACAAGUUCAGUAUCUUUCCCAUCUUUGCUUCCUCCUGGGCUACAGUUACUGCCCCCCCAGCUAGGCAGCCUCCCAUCCAAGUACUAACCAGGCCCACCCUGGCCAAGAUCAGCAGAGAUUGGGCGUGUUUAGGGUGGUAUGGGGAUGAGCUGUGACAUGCUAGUAUAAAGUUAACAAAUUACACUCCUACCUGGUCUUUGAGCUGCUUGGAGAAGUCCGGCGUGUUUCCUUUUUUUGUUCCAAAUGCUCAAACGAUUUAAAUGUGGGUGUUUAGUCUUUUGCUUGAAGCAGACUUUUAGCUGCAUCUACAGAUUUUCUACAUGUUGCUGUUCAUCAGAUAUCUGCAGUAACCUCAGAACAAAUGGGGAAAAACAAAAAACAAAAUACAGUCUUAUUUCUUGACACCACCCCACUUUAAGUUAACAGUCAGUUCCUUUAGUCAAGUCUAAGAGCUACAUCAUUACAUCCAAGUGAAUGUGUUAAGGUUUGGGCGGCUUUGAGACAAAUUCUCAAGUAGCGACAGGCUGUUACAGUCACAGUAGGGAAAACAAUGGUUGGAGAAUGGAACACAACCAAAAUGAACGCAGCUGACAAUUUGAUGUGUCAAGACAGCGAUAAAACAGCAAUAAGAUGAAGUCUGUCUGUGAUUAGAUGGGGUGCAGUCAGUCGAUUGAAAGUGGUGGAAAGUAAGCAUGCAUCCUCAGGCCAGGAGCUGUUGGUCGCUGCAACUACUCACUCAGAGCAAAACAUUUUUCUUUUCCUUUUUCUAGUCGCAAAAAAGGUGCUGUCCUAUUUUUACUCUAGUGUGACUGAUCCAUUAGGGUAAGAAGGUAAGAAGUCCCAGUGCACCUCAGGUCACGUUCCCUGCAGAGUCCAUGGGUAUCACAUUUCAGCACUAAUGAUGAUACCUGCAAGUCUGCAUUAGAAAUGAGGGGCAGCGGAUCCUUGAAGACCAGGGGUAAUUAGUCUGAGGCCAUCUAAUUCAUCUCUCUUUGUUAACACUUAAUAUAACACAGUAGAGUGGUGCAGAUAGUUAUCUAUAAUACAUGAUGACAUCUGUGGUGACUGUGAAGUAAAAAUACCCUAAAAUACUCUAAAAAGGCAGAAAUCAGGAAUCGUUAAUCAUUUAUUUUCUACUGUGAAUCAAAACGGUGAGGAAAUCUGUUCGCUGUCUGCACGUUUUAGUAACUGGCACUUGUUUUCAUUGUUAUACCAGGUGUGAUAUGUUAUCUUGAGCUAGGACAAAUAUCAGUAUUUUGUAUCCAAUAUUUUGGGCUACCUUAAAUGGGGAUCUGUAGGAUAAAGAAUUUAUGGGCGAAAGCUUGUUUCAACAUUCUGACUUUAAUCUCCUGAAUGCAGAUUCUGCAUCAGGACCCAAUUUUUAUGUCCCUGCAUUGCCUGAAAUGAAAGUUAAGCUAAUGAACUAUUUACCUUAACAAAAUUGUAGAACUGGUCUUAUCUGAUCAUAUUAAACAGGAGUAAUCAGAUAGUUUAUAGUUUAAAAAUUUGAUAUAUCUGCCAGUUAAUCAUAUUUUUUAAACACAAAAAUAUUCACUUUAUUAUUUUUUUUAAACACUGCAGGUGAAGCUGAUAUCCAGGCUUUGUUUAUUUGCCUUUACCUUCCCCUCACUGUAUCAGAGUGUGAGCACAGGGUGUGUAAAUAGACCUGCGUCUAUCGUAGCGUAGGGCUCUGUGGAUGACUCACUCACCGUCACAGAUGUGAGCUGGUGCCCCAAAAAUAGAAAAGCCGCUUUAUUAUUAAUGUGUAGCAAUCAGAGUGAGCUAGACUAUUGACAGCGUCACCAGCCAUGUGUACGCGAGCCCGGCACAAAAUCACAGUGUGUGUUUGUGUGUGUGUGUGUGGAGACUGCAAAGGCAGCAGUCGCAGCUGAGUAGAAGUAAAAGAAAGGUCAUGCAGCACAGAGGAAAUGUCAGCCUUUAAUAGUUGUUUAAAGUCCUUUUCUAUAACAUUAAAUGUCCAGGACUCUGAUUUGAGCUACAGUUUAGAGUCUACAGGCCUCAGUUGACAUGUUACAUGUUUAAGUUUAUGUUGUGUUUGGAAGGUUUGCAUGAUGGCACAGCUUCAUGUGUUUCAACUAAGCAAACCACAAGACUUCUGGCACAUUGUCCUUUAGACAAAUGAGUCCAAAUCAGAGAUGUUUGGUAAUAAUGCAAAGUGCAUAAUAUCAGCAGCACAAAUAAAUGUUAUUGUCAUGCACAAUGGAGGAGGCGUGAUCCUUUGGGCUUGGUUUGCAGCCAAUGGGUCCGGGCACCUUCCAGUGCCAGACUGAUGUUUAAGACCUGAACACUAAACCCCUGUUGAUACUAAAAGCAGAAGAUUUAGACACAGAAACCAACCUCUUUCUCUUUUCAAUCAGGACACACGUGCAAUUUUUCUUUUCGUUUUUAAUACAAACACAAAGCAAAGAUGAGAAACACUCCGACUUUAAAGCCAGUGUGAUGCUACUUUAGAAAUACUGGUUUUCCUUCUCCACACAUUAUUUUUUCUUUCUAUCCGCCUGACGUGCAGAUUACUGAAGAGCCUUUUGUAACGCAUGUAACAACAUGAUAUAACUCUAAUCUAAUUGCUGAGUAUAGCACAGUGACCUGUUACAUUACUGUUACUGAAAAAUGUAACGUGAUCACUUUGUUUUCUGUAAAAGCAGCAGAGAUUGCAUCCUCUACACGGUAAAUAUGAUAACCUUGAUGAAGGGAGGAUUCGCUGGAGCGCUGCUGGUAGCUUUAACUGGUAAACUUUGUUUAGAUUUUCUCGGCCUUCGAAUCCAGCAGUUUAAAAAUAGCUCACUCGGCUUUGGUGCCUGGAUUAGAGAAACGUCCUCUCCUGCUGUUUGUCUCAUUCACGACUAGACGGACAGCGUGCAGUGAGAACUGCUGCAGGAAGAGCAGCGAGUCCGCUCAGAGUGUGGCCGCGAGGAGGCAUGCACGAACGCUCCUCCAUCACUGACAGAAGGGCGAGACCAGGAGGGACAUGUUUGUCCGCUGAUCCCCUGACUGUGGAUGUUCAGUUGGGUUUAAUGGUGACAGGCAGCUGUGUGUGUGUCUUUGUCUUUGCCAGAUCUUGUAUUAACAUUGACUUUUAAAUUUUUUUUUAUCU